Molecule: messenger RNA, 3264 nt
Organism: Cladocopium goreaui
Lineage: Eukaryota; Dinophyceae; Suessiales; Symbiodiniaceae
Source: the annotation of a GenBank genome assembly
AUGGGGCAGAUGGUGUUUCUGGGGGGCCUACUUCUUCUCCCAGCGCUGCUGGGAAUCCUCUUUGCUGAAGCUGCUUAUGUGCCACUGCCCUUUGACUUGCCCUUGGAACGUCUUCAUUUCAUGCUGGAAGACGCCAAUGUGAAGGUCAUCUUAAGCAAUUUGCCGAUAGACGUAGAUGGUGCCUCGGAACAAGUUGAUGCAAUCGGUGGUUGUGCCAUGACUUUGGCUGUCAACAUUGACGACACUCAGCACUCCCGUUUCGAGUCGGGCCUCCGGACUGAUGAGAUGUACGUGCUGUUUACCUCUGGUACUACGGGCCGCCCCAAAGGAGUUUCAGUCUCCCACAGGGCGGUUUUGAGCCACGUGCUGUGCUGCUGUCAGAAGUUUGAUCUGCGGGCUUCGGAUUGUGUUCUACAAUCUAUUGCUCUUCCCUUUGACUUCGCAGUCAGCCAGCUGUAUCCCUACUUGACAGUGGGUGGAUCUGUGGCGAUCCCAACAGAGACGGUCUGCAAAGAUCCAAUGGCUUUGGCCACCAUGGCUCAACAGGCACAGGUGUCCAACAUUGACAUGGUCCCCACCUUCUUCUCCUUGUUCUUGGAGAACAGCAUUAGUCUGCCAGCGUUGCGGCGCAUCAAUCUCGGUGGUGAAGCUGUGGCAAGCAGGCUGGUGGAGCGUAGCCGGGAUCUCUAUCCCUCCGCCCGUGUCUUCGUGACCUACGGCCCCACGGAGGCUGCGGUGGACACCACCACCUUUGAAGCCUCCAGAUCAAGCAGAUCGAUGAGCAGAUUGGUUUCCAUUGGGCAUCCAGAUGCCUUUCGAAUCCUGGAUCUUUGUCCAUCAGAUGCAGAUGUGGAUCCUAUGAUUGGGGAUCCAAUGAUUGGGAAUCCAAUGGCUGUCCCCAUGUUGGGCACUGUGGGAGAGCUGCGAAUCUCCGGCUGUGGCUUGGCCCAUGGCUAUUUGGGCAGCGCGAAUCUCCAGGCCUUUGCGGCUGCACCAAGGGCUGCGGGGAAGAGAUAUGCCACUGGAGAUGCUGUGAGAUGGACCACGGAUGGCUUGGAAUUCCUGGGAAGACUGGUGAAGGUACGCGGACAGCGUGUGGAGUUGGAGGAAGUGGAGACCGCACUGAAGAGCUGCCCGGGGAUCGCAGAGGCUGCCGUGCUGCUGGCGGAUGACAGAGACGAAGCGGUGCUGGUGGCAUUUCUCAGCCACAAGGACUCCACCGAGUUGUCGAAGUUGGAACUUCCGGCGCAUCUGCGGCCGCGGCAUUUCUUCCCCUUGGGCCUCUCCGAGUGGCCACGGAGCCCCACGGGGAAGUUGGAUCGACAGAAGUUGGCGCGGGAAGCGCAGCAGAUGCUGGCAGAAAAGGACGUUGGUGUAUCUGCAGAGAUUUGCGACUUCUCGGACAAUGCCAGAUACUUUUUGGAACUGCUUGGGCGCUUGCUGAGGAAAGACUUAGAUCAAUUGAACCUGUCUGAGACUUUCACCAAGAUGGGGGGUGACUCGGUGUUGGCCAUUCGCCUCUCUGCCAAGCUUCGGGAUCAAGGCAUCCAACUUUCAUCCGCCAGUCUCCUGGGCAAACUUCCCAUUGAAGCUUUGGCCAAAGAAUUGCUACAGCAGGAAAUACAGCAGGAGCGGCUGGAAAGCACACCCUUGGAAGGGGAAGUGCCAUUGGCGCCCAUGCAACGACGUUUUUGGGACUUGAAGCUGUUGCAUCCUCAUCACUACAAUCAAUCUGUGAUGCUGGUUCCCAAUUUCCCUGGAGAUGUGAUUUUGGACAGCCACAUUUUGAAGAAAUGCUUGGUGAGUCUGGCAGAACAUCAUGAUAUGCUGCGGGCAAGCUUCUCUGGAGAGAUGCAGCAGCUGCGACCGCGGCAGCAUGCCAUGGAAGCAGUGCAGGUGGCUGCAGCGGAAGCUUCGUUGGAGCAGCUGGAUGGAUUCUGCCAGCAACUGCAAGGUCAGGUGGACCUUGAGCGGGGACCGCUGUUUCUUGGAGCGCUUCUCCGUUUGGAGAGGCACGGCUGGGCACAAAGGCCUGGUGAGGAGAGACUUCUGCUGGUGAUUCACCACCUGGUGGUGGAUCUGGUCUCCUGGCAGGUGCUGCUGGAAGACCUGGAGAAGUUGCUGCUGUAUCAGCUCGGUCUGGCUGGAAGCAGCAAACUAACAGCAGUGACUUCCUCGUUCAAAGAGUAUGCCAAGUCGAGAGAAGCACCAGAGGCGUUCGAGAAAAACCUCGGCUGGGCAGCUCUUGCAUCGAUCCUUGGUCAGGACUUCAUUGGAUUCGACACAUGGGCUACUGCCAAGCGUGAGGUUGGAUCUAUUCCAUCCGAUGUGACGCAGUCAUUGAUCUCUUCUCCAGUGGUUUCACCCGUGGAGAUGUUGUUGGUGGCACUGGCGCAGGCGGCUGGGAAGCUCACUGCCACGCAGCUGUGGGUGGAUUUGGAAGCUCAUGGAAGAGACACCAACUUUGCCCACACGGUCGGCUGGUUCACAGAGCUCAAAGCGCUUCAGAUGGAAACCUCCUGGCCCUUGGAUCUGGCGCUCCGGGAGGCGAAGAAUCGCUGCAGGACGGAUGUCUGCCAUGGCGCUUCGCGGAGUGAGCCGACUAUCUGCAUCAACUACCAUGGCCAGGCUGGACCAGCGGUUUCAGAAGCUCAGUACUUGUCGCUGGCGCCGGAGUGGGAGACACUGGCACGCCAUGAUCUUCAUCCGCAAAACCAGCGGGAGUACCUUCUGGAAAUCGAGGCCAUGCUGGUGCUGGGAGAAGAUGGUAGCUGGUCCUUAAGGGUCGAAUGGAUCUACGAUGGUCGGCUUGGAGAGUGCAUGGUUCGUUGGCUGCAGGAAUUUCUACAUCAAGCCGCUUUGGUGGCGGCUCACGUCAAGUCCACACCCGCAAGGUGCCUUCAAGCUCCCUGCGAUCUGGGAUCUUCGUGUAGUGUCUCAACCUUCGAUGCAUGGACAGCGCGAUGGUUUGAUGGCAUGUUGGAGGACAUGGAAGAGAUCUACCCCUGCACCCCACUUCAGGAAGGAAUGAUGGCAGAGACUCUGUUAGAUCCUACUGCCAAUGUGGAACAGCUCCCACUGCUGCUGCCCGGUGAUGGCGCCCGUUGGCGCGACGCCUGGACCGCCGUGGCACGGCGCCACGGCGCGCUGCGCGCGCGGCUGGCGCCGGCGCCCUCCAGGGGACGGCGGUUCUGGCAGGUGCCGAUGGGGGUCGAGUCAUGGGAACCUGUUAUCAGAAACUGUUAUCAUAUGUUGCAUAUAUAA